Messenger RNA from Penicillium oxalicum, 564 nucleotides. RefSeq lists its product as uncharacterized. Lineage: Eukaryota; Fungi; Ascomycota; Eurotiomycetes; Eurotiales; Aspergillaceae. Bases 1 to 564 code for a protein of 187 amino acids. The record is from RefSeq and is a predicted model, not a curated record. The transcript is spliced from 3 exons.
AUGCAGCAGGCCUGGCCCAAGGGGGCACUGACCAAAUCCAUUCCACAAGAUCCGGUUCCUGACCGUCAAGUUGGACGUCGGGUACAGAUGACAGACCGUUCACCGUUGUCUACCUCCGUUGAAGCUUUCACCCAGCCCACAAUUGUUGAUGCUUAUCAGAGCCUUGAUCUCCCCCAGAAAGCCCCUCCAGUCAGGAUCGGCGCCGAGACACAGACGGGCGACUGGCGCGAUGGAAUUUUUCCACGACCGAAUCCGCCUGUGGUUCCUCCACGGCCGACCGAGUCCAGUGACACCAGCACCAGCCUGUUCACGACUGCCACGCAGGCCGUCCUCCUGCAGAUUCAUGUCAAACUCCUUCCUAGUGCUUCGCUUCCCCCGCCUCUGACCCCACCAAAAACCCCUCCAGUCCUGCGCGACCACGUCAAAGACCGCCAACAACCACGUCGAGAAGUCAAGAGCCCUGCGAAGCUGAGAAGAGCCGCAUCGCACGUGAGACUCUCCUUCCUCUCCUUCACGAUUCGUCUCCACCCGCAAGAUCUGCGUGUAUUUGUGGGAAAUUUGUAA